Molecule: messenger RNA, 1005 nt
Organism: Arabis nemorensis
Lineage: Eukaryota; Viridiplantae; Streptophyta; Magnoliopsida; Brassicales; Brassicaceae
Source: the annotation of a GenBank genome assembly
AUGUUUUGCUUCCGAGUCUUGGAGAAAACCCUAACAAGGUUGUGGUGGUCUUGCUGUUUCGCCAUAGAGGAAGAAGAGGACGACAAGAGCAGCCCGAAGUUGCCAUUCCAUGACAAGACAAAUAUACUCAUCACAAGCACAUGUGUUCUCACCGGUGAUGUAUGUGCUAGAUACUGUCGUCUUCGUGGCUAUAACGCGUUAUAUUUUAGUCGGACUGCUACUGAGUCCAAAGCUCUUGGGGAGAAUUGCGUCCCCAAGAACAUCUCUGACAGGUACCGUGCCAUUCAUAAACAAGUUUUUGAUAUAAGACUUUACAAGUUUGGACGAACUUUAACUCCAGAACAGACCCAAGCGUGCCUAGCAAUUUUCAACAAGAGCAUCCAUACAUUAUUCUUUCUACAGCACUGCAUUACAGUAUUUGUGUCUGCCACAUCAUUUGAGUGGAAGGAUUUGCAAGCAAAACUGAAUACCAAGUUGCUGAGCAAACUAGGCAACUUUGUUAAUAGAGUUCUGAGUUUUAUAGCAGAGCCUCAAGGUUAUGAUUCUGUAAUUCCUGAUAUUGCUCCUGGUGCUGAAUUUCAUCUUCCAACCAUGUCAAUGGCUAAAAAGGUUGGAAAAUUGGUCGAGGAGUAUGUUGAAGCCAUGGAAGAGGUUAACCUCGAGCAGGGGAUGAACACUGCUGUGCGCAUUGCGAGUGAAGGGAACAUAUACUUGCAGGCAAAAAGUGCUGCUGGUUUAGUACACCUUCUUGCACAAUUGUUAGAACCUUUCAUGCCAUCCUUUUCUCGCGAGGUAUUUAAACAGCUAAAUUUGUCUCCACACUUUUCACUCGAGUGCAAAGGAAAGUCUGGUGGAAGUCUGGCUGAUAGACAUGGUAGGAAUGCAGUAGCCUCUCGUAGAAGUAAAAAGAGGCAAGCAGCUCGCAUUCAUAGAUAUGCGGGAGAACCAGCAAGACUGGUGGAGCAGAUUAGGAGGGAGGCAAUGGCAAUGGCAUGCAGCUCGUAA